This is a messenger RNA of Sinocyclocheilus rhinocerous, 3874 nucleotides long. RefSeq names its product nuclear fragile X mental retardation-interacting protein 2-like. NCBI's taxonomy places the organism in Eukaryota, Metazoa, Chordata, Actinopteri, Cypriniformes, Cyprinidae. The coding region runs from base 249 to 2195 and encodes 648 amino acids. The record is from RefSeq and is a predicted model, not a curated record. The transcript has 5 exons. Gene Ontology annotation, molecular function: RNA binding. Gene Ontology annotation, cellular component: cytoplasmic stress granule; nucleoplasm.
CGAAACUUCCCAACAGUACACCAAAGACGGCACUGACACAGCACUCGGGUGAUUGCAAGAGUCUUCGUUACAGCUUCCUGUGGCCUUGACCGGGAAGCUUCCACGCCUUGCAUCGCGACGCACUAAACACCGCCCGCCUCUCUCUGGCACCCCCAAACGCAGGCGGUGAUUGGGCAGUGCAAAUGUCUCAAAUCCCCUCGUCCACCGAGCACCGGUUGAGCACAUUUUGUCACUUGCGCUAACGUUAAAUGGAGGAACGUCCCUGCGAAGGGUCAACCGGAGUAUAUAUCAGUCAUGGAGCAGAGAACGGCCCUGAUCGAUCGAACAUAUCGGUAAACAAUGAUCAGAACCACAGUAAGUUCCAGAACGAGAAAACGCAGACGAAGAAAACAGAAAAUGGCAAAAUAAAUGGAACUCUGAAGGAGGGAGAGGUGACUCCCGCUUCCUUUAACCCAGACAUCUCCCUGCACCCUGCGAACAGCAAUGGCGAUAGACACCUGCUAGACAUCAACUUGAAACAGAAGCCCACUCGACGGGCCUUCACCACUGACUCAACAGGGGACAGAAAAGGUAGAAACACUAGCAGAAACAGCAUGGACUUCAAAAAUGACAAGUCCUCAGAGUUGAACACGCUUGAGGGCAAAAAAGAGGCUUUGGCUACUCUGAACGGUGUGGUGUCUCUCAACUCUGUACCACUUACCAACGGUUACCCUAGCACACCCGGAGCUGACAAUGACGGCAGUGGCUCAGAGAGUGGAUACACUACUCCCAAGAAGCGCCGGGCCCAGAGGAAUGGCAAAGCCGGGGACAAUGUGACUGCUUCUACCCAGGGAAAAGCCAUGCAACAGGGUGGCAAACAAGACCACGGGCCUGUGGCGCCGGACUCGGCCUCUGGCUCUCAGGUGGAGAGUGGCAGAACUGGUUCAAAAGUUGAGCUGCACUUAAAAGCCAAGGAACCACCUGCCUCCGCCACCCCACCUCCUCUGCCGGUGGCUGAACUUCAGCGUAAAAACUCAGACAGCAAAGUGGCUGGCAAACGGUUUGAGGAUCGCUCCAGCAAGGUUAAGGUGGCUACCUCCACCAAAGAGGACUCAUGGACCUUGUUCAAGCCUCCACCUGUCUUUCCUGUGGACAAUAGUAGCGCUAAGAUUGUGCCUAAGAUCAGUUAUGCAAGCAAAGUGAAGGAGAACCUCAAUAAGACUGCCCAAGCUGGCGGGGAGGCUCUCACUCCUGCUCCCCAGGUGCCUGGGAGACCGCCACAGGUCCCCAUGUCUGCGGUGAAAACCAUCACCUCGGCUAGCUUUACCAACGGUCCCCUGCCGGGGGAAGGGAAUGGCUGUCCCCUGCCCGGCCCCCAUUUCAGCGCUGGUCCUCUGCUGGUGACCCUGGCUGUUGCCGCUGAGAAUGUAGCAUCUCCCCCUGGUAGCGGCACUUCGGCCGUUGGAAGUUCCACAACCUCUGUGGCUGAGCCCAGGAAGCCCAGUCUGUUCGUUUACCCCGUCACCCCCUCCAAUAUGCAACUCUCGCUCCCUAGCGGCCGCCAAGCCGAUCCCCCUGCUGCUCCAACAAAUCAGAAGUCUCUGGGGGAAAUUUUUCAGAAUCAGUGGGGCUUGUCCUUUAUCAACGAGCCUAGCGCCGGACCAGAGGGCGUGGCGUGCCACUCCAACGGAAAGGAGGUGCCAGUGGAGGUGAGCUUUCAGGGAGGCUGUCCUGCUACAGGAGGCUGUUCUGCUACAGUGGCCACUCAGACUUCCAGUACCUCUCAGAGACCGGAUCAACAACCACCCUUCCCCAAGGCUCACGAGCCAGACAAAUGGAUUAACGUUCAGAAUCUGAGUCGAGGUGCGAGCGGCGGUGCCAAGGCGGCAAGCGGGGCCAUACCCGAGAACUCUGUCCUCAGCCUGGAUGCCCAGAGAGAUGAGACGGGGGUUCAUGGUGCAAUAGUGUUUUGUUCUUCCUCUAAGGACAUUUGUGCCGAGCUGCCUCCCACCUCCCCAGCUGCCCCUAAGGUGGCUUCGGCCAAGGACCAGGGCCAUACUAAGGGCUUUGACAGGAGGUCUAGUUGGGGGUCGUUUGAUCUAAAAGCUGCUGUAAUUUAUCACACUAAAGAAAUGGAAUAUAUUUUGAAUUUGCAAAAACAAGAUCCAAAUCGAGCAGUCCUCUACAGUGAGUCAUGGGACGGACCUGCUCAGUGAAGCUGUGUCUGGACACUAUAUCUCAGAUGAACUCUGCUGCAAAAAGAUGUGCUUGAGGAACAUGGCUGCUGCCUCUGAACAUCCUGAAUCAGAACUAAUCCAAUGGUUUAGAAAGGACCUUGUUACCCGUCAGCAGUCAAGGCUGAGCGCAGAGGAACAGAGUGCGCUUGGGAAAACGGGUUAGCUGGUUUUAGAAUAUUAGAAUGGAAGAACAGGAGCUGUGGAACUCAACUCUAAUGCGGAUAUGUUGCUGAAGACAAUUUCGAUGACUUAGGGGACAUACAACUCACACGUCAAACACUCAUGAUAACCCUGUCAUGACAUUUGGUUGGGCGGAAGCUUCUCCUUUAAGUACUCACAGACCUAAGAGAGUGUCCAGGAGGGAAGCAUGUCACCAUGUGUGCCCUCUUGAAUUCAAAUAAUCAUGUAGUGGUCACAUUGAAUUCAUUUGGGCACAGAACCGAAGAGUGUCGCUCUACAGUGAAUUAACAUACUGUGGCCAGAGGAACUACAUGGCUUUUUUGUUUUUUGGAGAUUCAGGGGAAUCGGACUCCAUUUAUGUGUGGGGGACGGUUAGUUCAAGCCUUUGGGAUUAAAUAAUUGUCUUAAUUUAAUUUCUGGACAAUUUUGGAUCAGUCCUGUUAGUGACGCGUCUCCACUUCGUUUGUUUUGUUUGUUUUUUUUUUUCUUCCUUCUUUUUCUUUUCAUUGAAAUACUUAACCUGCCCUGGGAGUUUUUAUGAGGUACACUCGGAUUGGGAAACCACACGCCCUGUAGUGUGCAUGUGCAGUAUGCUGCUCUGUGCGUCCUCUUUUGGAAGAGUUCAAAGUGCUAUCGUUCAAUAGUCUUAUUGUCGUCUCUUCACGCUUCUGUCACCUGACAGCCAUUCGAGUCUCUUGCUCAUUGUGUGAGUGUGUAAACGGAGGACAGAGAUCACGCUAUACUCUUUUAUCUUGAGUGUUUUAUGUUUUUAAUUUUUAAGUAGAUGUUAGAACCCAGAACUAAUAAAUAAGCUGUGCCACACCACACAGUUGCUUUAGCUUCAAUGCUAAUAGGUACAUUACGGAGGUUUUAGUUAAUUUUGGUUUUGUUCUGUAGAGCUGCUCUUCGAAAUAGGGUUUUGUUUUUGCCCGGAAAGGCAAUAGCGACUACUUUUGCUUCAUUUGGGACUAGAUCACAAUUUAGAGGGAACCUAGAGAGCAAUCGCUGGCGAAUGAUGCGGACUUUUUAUUUCACUCAAGAGUCUAGAAGCCCCUAGUUUUUUUUUUUUUAUUGAGCACCACAAUCACACUUUUAUGCUUUUUAUUUCUUGUAUGUUUUAAUUUGUACCUGGGUUUCCAUGCUUAUCGGUUAAGCGCUUGCUAAAGCACAUAUGAGCCUCAUCAAUAGAACCGCCGUUAACAGGAAUUCUGCCGUUGUGUACAUGUUUCUCUUUCUAAUGUCAGAAAAUGCAUUCUUAACUUACAGUCUAUCCUCUGUUUUAUCAUUUCACAGAUUAAUUGAUUUAUACAUAAGAAUCAGUAGCACUUUAUGUAUUAUGUUCUUGAAUUGUAUUUCCUUAAACAUUGACAUAUCAGUACAUAUUUGAAAUUCUAGUAAUUAAUCAUAGGCUACUAACUUUAACCUCUACCUAAGGACUGUCGGUCCGCAAUCUCAAAAGAAAAUAAAUAUAAAAAAAA